Molecule: messenger RNA, 10538 nt
Organism: Strongylocentrotus purpuratus (purple sea urchin)
Lineage: Eukaryota; Metazoa; Echinodermata; Echinoidea; Camarodonta; Strongylocentrotidae
Gene: nos1
Product: nitric oxide synthase, brain
Exons: 28
Coding region: 357-5792 (1811 amino acids)
Biological process (GO): nitric oxide biosynthetic process
Molecular function (GO): nitric-oxide synthase activity; protein binding; FMN binding
Source: RefSeq, a predicted model, not a curated record
UCACACAAGACAUGGUGGUGACUCUUCGACUCUAGACUAUAGAGGGCUUUAUCACUAUGUACCCUGAUUUUCGGCUUCAUGAUGUUUUGACCAGUUCUAAUAUUCGUCGAAUGUGGCACCUCUGUUUAUCGUCAUUUGAGGUCGGUUCGUCGCGGAUAUAGCAGCGAUUACGUGUGUUGGUUAUAUUUACAUCAAGAGACUGUUUCUCUUCUUCUCGAAGCGAAAACGGAUUUUAUGAAUAUCAGAUUUUCAAAAGGUUUUUAGUUUGGACAUCUACAUAGAGGCUCCAUGCCUUCCGAACUCUGAGCGAAUUCCAGUGAAGUUUAUUUUCUGAAAGCAAAUCUAAAGACCUGACGAUGGAGAACGAUCCGAAUACAUUUUCUAUUCGGUUAGUGAAGAGACCGCCGCACGGUCUCGGAUUCUUGGUGCGUAAGAGAAAGUGCAACCCGCCUGUUUUGAUUUCGGAUUUGAUAUCCGGAGGGGUUGCGGAGAAUUCGGGGCUGGUUCGGAUAGGGGAUAUACUUCUGGCGGUUAACGGCGUUCAACUUACAGAUGUGCCUUAUAACACUGCACUUGAGGUUCUUCGCAGCGUCCCAAUGGACACGCCUUGUGUGAUCGUUUUAAAAGGUCCUGAAGGGUACCGCACUCGCUUGGAAACCGUCAUGUCGCCUGACGGUGCUGUCAAUAUCGUGCGGAUAACCGAAGCGGAGCAGACAGAUGAAACGCCAAACAAGACGUCUCCGGGUAUUGGGCCCAAGAAGCAGCGGCGCUCUAGUCGAGAUAGCUCGAGAAGCCCUACGCGCACACCUUCCUCGACAUGGCCGCGCAAUGCCCAUAUACCAAACUACGACAGUACCAUCUACAAUCAAGCUCAACUUCAUAACGGAAUGAUCGUACAUGGGAGUCAUCAACCACCUCGACCACGGACUCAUACACCGGACAAUAGUCCGUAUCGCUAUGGGAGUCCUGCGCGUAGAUCGCGACGUGAUCGAGAUAGUAGUCGAUCUCCCGCUCGAGGUAGUCUACCGACAAGUCCCGUGAGAAAUUUCAGCUACCGCGAACCCUCCCCUUGCUGCUGCACACGCCACAGUAUUCCCGAAUACCAGAACGUCUUCGCCUGGAACGGCACCUAUCCUCGUGAUGUCUACCAGCUGAAAAUUCUACAACAGCAACAGCAGCAGCAACAGCAGCAGCAACAGCAGCAACAGGCACACGAAGACUUUUACUACGACAGCCCCCGGACAUCUGUAGACUACGACAUAGAAGGAGAACGCGCGCGUAAUCAGGGAAUGUCCCUGAUUGAAGAAUCACACGAGUAUCAGUCCGAGAGCAAGGGCAUCCAGUGUCCUGAGAGGGUGAUCACCGUGCGAAGCCCUGGCUUCUCAUCCCCGGAGAAAGAAACACGAGAUAUCUACGUCAACUUUGCCAACGGAUCACGUGACCACAAUGAGGUCAAAAGUGAGUCCCAUUCAGAGUCAGAGCGGCCUGCGGGGGUGCAGCGAGCCAGGACAGAUCCACACGACCGACAGGAGUUUAGUCAACAAACACCGCCCGAAGAAGGAACAUCGCACAGCGUGAACUUGCUCAAAGAACCACUAGUGAACGGCAUUGAACCGAGUAACGUCAGCAGCAUCAACGGGACCCUAACCCCUAAUAGGAAAAACUCAAGGGUUAACGGAACUCUAGUGAACGGGACAGCAGACGGUAUGGGUGCAGGGUGUUCCGCCAAUGGGGUUGUCUCUGUGCCUGAGGGGGUCAAACAGGCCGGGAGCUACUCCAUGAAAAAUGGUGCUCCUUCCAUUAAGCAGAACAAAACAAAUCAUAUCAACGGAAAAUCGAACGGCAUCCUUAUCGAACCCACACCAAUUAACAACGUCUCGACCAGUGAGAUAUCAAUCCAAACAGACCCGAUUCCAGCUCUCCAGGAGAAUAAUUCUUCCAGUAAGAACCCAGAAACCCAACAGAAUGGAGGAAUUCCACCAACUACCAAUGGUCCUAACCAAGCUGGUCCAGUGUGCCCAUUCACCAAGAAGCAGGCCAAAUACGUCAGACUUCAUAAUGUUGCCGAUGGAAAACAAUUCACAGAUACCUUGCAUCAAAAGUCAUUCAUUGACCUCAAUUGCUCAGAGAAGAAGUGUAUGGGUUCGAUCAUGUUCCCUCCCCGGGAUAAGAAACGAAGCUCAGAGGAACUCACUGUCCACGCUACUGACUUCAUCAAUCAGUACUUCACUCAUAUCAAGAGGGCGGAUACAGCAGCUCAUAAGAAGCGACUGGCAGCGGUAUUGGAUUCAAUUGAGACGACAGGUACUUACCAGCUGACAGAGACAGAACUCAUCCUGGGGGCUAAGACGGCUUGGAGGAACGCUCCAAGGUGCAUUGGACGGAUACAGUGGACAAAGCUACAGGUCUUUGAUGCUCGCAACGCAAACAGCCCACAGGAAAUGUUCCAAGCCAUUUGUAAUCAUAUGAGCUACGCCACUAACAAAGGCAAUCUGAGAUCUGCCAUCACGGUCUUCCCUCAGCGCGGAGAGAGGGGAAAAGACUUCCGGGUUUGGAACAGACAGCUACUUGGUUACGCUGGCUACAAGCAACCUGAUGGGACCAUCAUUGGGGAUCCGGCUGGCGUAGAAUUCACAGAGGUUUGUCAGAAGCUUGGAUGGAAGGGUAGCGGUGGUCGUUUCGAUGUUCUCCCUCUCGUACUCAGCGCCAACGGUGAAGACCCCGAGAUGUACGACAUCCCACCAAAUCUCAUUCUCGAAGUCCCAAUCGAACAUCCCAAGUACCCAUGGUUUAAGGACAUGGGACUGAGGUGGUACGCUCUACCAGCCGUGUGUAGUAUGAUGCUGGACCUGGGUGGUCUGGAGUUCACGGCAUGCCCCUUCAAUGGUUGGUACAUGGAGACUGAAAUCGGCGCAAGAGACAUCUGCGAUAUGAACAGACUCAAUCUCAUCGAGACCAUCGGAAUUCAGAUGGGUCUGGACAUCAGUACCAACGCAACACUUUGGAAGGACGUGGCUUUGGUUGAAGCUAAUGUAGCCGUCUUAUAUAGUUUUCAGAAAUUGAACGUGACGAUCACGGACCAUCACUCAGCUGCGGAAUCGUUCAUGAAACACAUGGAGAACGAGCAGCGACUCCGAGGAGGAUGUCCGGCUGAUUGGGUGUGGAUCGUACCUCCCAUCUCAGGCAGCAUUACACCUGUGUUCCAUCAAGAGAUGCUCAACUACCAGCUCAAACCAUCGUAUGAGUACCAGGAUGAUCCAUGGCCUACACACGUGUGGAAGAAUAAAGAUGGAGGGACAGAUGACAAACCAAGAAGAAGAAAACUACUCACCUUCAAGCAGGUGGCCAAGGCGGUGAAGUUCUCGACUAAGAUGAUGGGUAAAGCUCUAGCCAAGCGAAUCAAAGCUACUAUCCUCUAUGCCACAGAGACGGGCAAGUCUGAGAAAUACGCCAAGACACUCUGCGAAAUCUUCAAACAUGCUUUCGACGCGAAGGUGAUGUCCAUGGAGGACUACGACGUCGCAAACAUCGAACACGAGUCCCUUCUCAUAGUCGUAACAAGUACAUUCGGUAACGGCGAUCCACCCGAAAAUGGAGAGGAAUUUGGCAACUAUCUCCUGGAGCUGUCCCGCGACGGAUUAGGAGACGUACCCAGCAGAGAAUCAGUAGUUGGAGAGGAAAAGGACUCGCGUAAUAGAAGUCUUCGGUCCAUUCGCUUCGACAACAAACCGAACAAGCCGGUACACCGAGCCAGCUCCAUGGCAAAACUGGAUGAGAGCUCUGGAAUACUUGCAAACGUCAGGUUCUCAGUGUUCGGGCUUGGAUCCCGCGCUUACCCACACUUCUGUGCGUACGCUCGCACGGUGGAUCAACUGAUCAGUAACCUUGGUGGUGAGAGGAUCAACCCUAUGGGUGAGGGUGAUGAGCUAGGAGGUCAAGAAGAUGCCUUCAGGAGAUGGGCCAAGGAAGUCUUCAAGGCGGGUUGCGAGGUGUUCUGUAUCAAGGAUGACGUGAACCUCAAUGCAGCCAGUGAAGCCCUCAACAAGAACGAGAACAGUUGGAACACCCAGAGGUUCCGCGUAUCUAUCGGGGAAGAAACCGCCCUCAAGAGUGACGAACUUAUGUCAGGACUAUCAACACUACAUGGAAAGAAUGUCCUGCCGUGUCUCCUCACCGAACGCCUGGAGCUUCAGGCAAAACACUCAGAACGAUCCACGAUCUUCGUGCGACUUGACACCCAGGGUGCCUCAGAGCUCCUCUACGAACCCGGCGAUCACGUGGCGAUCUGUCCCGCUAACAGCAAGGACCUCGUGGACCGUGUUCUCAAGUACAUUGAAUGCGAGUACUCCAUGGACACUGUGAUCAAGGUCGAGUUCCAAAUGCAGAAACAGACCGCACUCGGGAUGUUUUUCGAUGAAGAAGUGGAAGACGGUGUGAUCAAGGCAUGGCACGACACUGAACGCCUCCCGAAAGGCUCCAUCCGAGAAGCUCUCACAAACUACCUGGAUAUCACCAUACCCCCAACACCAGACUUCCUUCGUCUUCUAUCAACUCAAGCUACUGAUAAGGAUGAGGAAAAUGCUCUAGCUGUCCUCGGGAAGGGCGGCAGCAACUACGAGGUAUGGAAGUACGAGCAUAGCCCGAACCUUCCCGAGGUGUUCGAGCAAUUCCCCUCGGUCAAGAUCAGUCCUAGCUUCCUACUGACCGAGCUGGCCAUCCUAAAACCACGAUACUACUCCAUCUCAUCAAGUCCCAAGAUGUUCCCAGGAGAUAUUCAUGCAACCGUCGCCGUGGUCGAGUACAGAGUCAGAGGCAAGAAAGGUCCUAUCCAUCGCGGUGUGUGUUCAUCAUGGAUGAACGAGCUGGAUCUGAAGAAGCCUAUGCCAUGCUUCAUCAGACAUGCACCAACAUUCCAUAUGCCUGAGAAACGAGACCAACCUCUCAUCAUGGUCGGACCCGGCACCGGCAUCGCGCCUUUCAGAAGCUUCUGGCAACAGCGACAGAUCGAGCUACGCUUCACCAAACCGGAAGCGGAAGACGGUCGUAAGAUCCUCGGUGACAUCACACUCAUCUUCGGCUGUCGUGGGUCAAAGGUCGAUGAUAUCUAUCAAGAUGAGAAGGCGAUAGCGACCAAGGAAAGGGCCAUCAGUAACAACCUGACGGCGUAUUCCAGGGAACCCAACAAGAAGAAGGUGUACGUGCAGGAUAUGAUGCAGGCGAACGGCAAGUUGCUCUACGAGACCGUCUGCAAGAACGAAGGUCAUUUCUACGUCUGCGGAGACGUCUCGAUGGCGGCCGACGUCGGAUCCAGGCUCGAGCACAUCCUGGCCGAACAGGGCAAGAUGUCUCAGGACGAGGCUCAUGAUUUCGUUGCCAAAAUGAAGGAUUCGAAUCGGUACCACGAAGACAUCUUCGGCGUGACGAUCCGGACAGCUGAGAUACAGACAAAGAUAGAGAGAGCAGCCCGCCGCGCACAGGUGCUCAUCACAGAUAGUAGCAACAAGCUCACUCCGGCAGUCAAGCCAUUCGAAAACGGCAACGGGUCGAUCUCCGCACGGAGCUCCGAUGAUAUCCGAUCUUUGAAUAAGGAUAAUGGCGGAUUGAAGGCACCUAAUAGCGACUCACCGAAGGGGAGGAGAACGACGAGGAGAUCGAUCACGGCUACCGUGCUUAUGUCUGAAGAAGAUCUCACCAAUCUCAGGAAGAUGGCCGAAGCAGACGACACACCCAGGAAGGAUAUGAGCAGCCACAGCGACGGCGGCAUACCGAACGGCAACGCCGCAAAGCACUAAAAAUUCAACGACCACAGCAGCUGGACUUCUAAAGUUAAGCCUUCACAAUAAUAUUGAUAGGAAGAGUGUGCAUGACAUUUGAUGCAUCAAUGAAUCUAUACGAUGUCGAUGGUGACAAUUAUGAGGAUGAGGAUAUUAUUUUUGAUGUCGACUUUGAUGAAGACUAUGAACAUACGGCGGAACGUUUGUACAACUUAGACGCGUCGCGACGACAUGAAUGCUCGACUGCAUGACUUGUCUUAAUCUGCAGACAACUAACCCGUAAAUGACGUGAAGGGCGGUACAUCGAUACAUGAAAACUGAUUUUAGUUGUAAACUUAUUGGGUCAAAUUCUGCAAGAUGAUUGGACAGACGACGUCCAGUCCCUCUUGAUUCAAAUUAAUGUGAUGUUCUGAGAAAGAAUAACAACAGUUAUGAAGGACGUCAUCGUUUCUGGCGAAAUCAUUACUCGUUUGGAAUGUAUGUUUCCUGGAAGUUAUAUUGAAUAACCAUCGUUAUCUGUGGAGAUACUAACAAGAGAGUCGUUAUUAGUGUACAUGCAAUAGAUCAGACAUUUUAUACCUAAUGCGUGAUGAUACUCUAUUACUCUUUAAUGUUUGUAUAUAGACGCAUGUUUAACCUUUUUGAACACAUCGUGGACAUCGUGAGUUUAGGAAUAAUUGAUGACCAGUUUGUUGUGUUUUAUAAUCUGUGCGGUGUAUAUUGUAUGCAAUGGAAUGCCUUUUUGAUUACGCACUUUUAGCACGUUUUUGUUCGGUUUUCUUUUCUUUUUCAUUUUUCGUUCUUUUAAGUGUUAGCUUUUAAUCACAGGACAUUGUAUAUUGUAAUAUUAAAAUGUGGUAUAUCUAUGUGCAUAAUAUUUUAAGAUCAUUUUUCUGUUUAUAAUCAUGUUAAUUAUUAUUCAAAGAAGUAAGUAGAGAAGACAAAUGUAUAAUAGUAUAUUCAUACGUGUUUAAAGAGUUUGACGUCGGUGAUAUACAUAUUUAGAAUAAGAUGUGGAUAGCAGCUUAAAUUUGAAUAGUGUGAGAAAUAUUCUAUGUAUAAUUGUGAUAAACCUGCGUGAAAUAAAAAUAUUGCAAUGUGAAGUGGAAAAGAUUGUGAAAGUUCAUAGGGAAGAUUUGAAUACAUUUUAAUCAUGACUAUCGUUUUGGUUUAGAAGAAAGCCAUCGUCAGAAAUAUGCAAAUAUGUCAUUCUUUAUUCCAGAAAUGUUCUACCAAUGCUUUUUUUUCGAUAACUAUCUGUUGUUUAAAUAGUGAGUUGUAACAGUAAUAAUUUGAAUGUCGAAGUGAUUGUGUAUGAGUUUGUUAUACAGUAAGUAAAAGCGACUUCAAGAGAUGAGACAGCAAUGUCUAUGUUGAGUUGGAUGAUAAGACAAAACGAAGUUAUCUGUUUUAAGAUUAUUGUACAUACGAUGUGCUUUUGAAAUGAUAAUAGUCGAACUAUUACUUUAUUUUGCUGUGACUUUAAGUUAUGCUAUUUAGGCCUAUGGCGUAUUGAGUAACUAUGCGAAACGAACAAAAUUAUAUAAUCAAAUAUAUUUAUCCAGUGUAAAUAGGUUUAAUAAACACUUGUUAUUUAAUGUUCUGAGGAUUUUGGAAAUUCAUAUAUUUAUAUGUCAUAUUGUAUUAUCGCCUUUUAUUUAAGUUUGUUAUGUACUCAGCAGAGGUCAAGUGUCAGAGGUCAUAAAGGUCAUACAUUAAGUCAGAGUUGAAUGUUUAUUGGGAUUUAUAGUUAGCGAUGAAGUGCAAUAUUCAUGGUACAUGUAUUUCAUAAUUAUGAUGAGUGCUUUGUAGGGUUAUUCAAUAAGAAAGAUAUCAUAUGAUGUGUUUGAAGUUUAUAUUUAGUUUCAAUCAUGAUACUCCAUGAUAACCCUUUAUCAUAUUUGGGAAGUACACCAUUUAUUACCGUUAACAUUUUAUAUACGGAAAUCAUGCUUGUAUUAUUGUAAUACGUUAAAGAUUUUACUCUUUCUAUUGAAUGUAACAUUUAUUUUUAUUUUGACACUAUAUACCAUUUGUCAUGUUAAGCAAGAUAAGAAAGAUAUGUUUGUUCGAAAAAAAAACUUACCUCUGAACAAAUCCGUUUUCGGACCUGAUUUUUCCCGAUGAUGUUUUAAUAUUGUGUAUGAGGAAAAUUAAACUAUAUUUAACGUUUUGUCCCAACUGACUCAGAAAUCUAACCCCAGAUUAUUUAUGAUUUAAAAAAGAAAUGUAUUGGAGAGUUCAUGUAAUGGUUUGAAAGUAGUCGUGAAGUAAUGAGUAAAAUUGAACUUUUUAGAUAAUUAUUAAAAAAAUGUAAGAACAUCUUGGCUACGAUUAUUUUUUUGAUGGAAAUUUGUCGGAAGAAAAAAGGUAGAAAAAUUGCUGACGAUUAUCGAAACAUUAUUCAUCGGCUAAACAUUUGUACUACUAGUAACCUGUAAGAUUUGAAUUGCUCCUUUUCUCUGUCAUUAUGCUAGCGUGUGAACUGGUUACAUCUAUUUAUUACGCAUGCGCAGCAGGAGGCGAAAGACUCUUCUGCUCAUCCACCGACAAGUUUCUCCGUGGUCAAUUUCUGUUACCCCAUACCCAUUAUAAUUCAUGCCCUUUAUAACCCUUCAUCUACGGCGAAGUAGAUCAGAGGAAGCAUUGGUCGCCGGUGCAUUACGUUGGAUCAUUAAUCAAUUAUGUAAAUGUCGCGUCUUUCAAAAGCAUUUGAACAAUCAUCGAGGACAAUCAUUCAUUCUUUUUGGAAUUGAAGUGCUUAUCGUUGUUGGUUUUGUUUUCGGAGUUAAUCAUUAUCCAGUAUGUUCAUUUCAUACAGUGUUUAUAAAAGGAAAUGGACCAACUUUAUUGAGUAUUUUCGGUGUCAUUCAUACAUUUCUUAGUAUUGAAAAUAGAGAGAUCACUUGUAUAAUCAUAUGUAUACAAUUAAGGUAUAUUUAAAAUUCAAUUGUAGUGUAUGUCCUCUAGGGUUAGACAUAGCAGACAGUAAUGUUCGAGUAUCAUCAAAUUAUUAUCACAGAAAGCGAGAUAAAAUUAUACUAUGUUACUAUGGUAACUAAACUACUUGUAAAUAAAGUCGUAGCGAGAUUUGGAAGAGAGAUAUAAGCUGAUAUGAAGAAGCAAAGCACUGUGUGAGGUUUGGAUGGAAGAAGAAGUCUUAAAAGUCGUUUCUGUUCUUACAGCUUGGCAAGAUAUGUUUUGUACAGUGAUUUGCAUAAAAGGUACAAAGGUUAUUGCGCAUGCGCUUGUGUUUUAAACUUGACUUGUUAUCUAUUCAUCUUAUUUACCUUAUUAAUAUGUUAUCCUAAUUCUGGUAUGUUACACUGUUUUUGUUUUGGUUUCUCGACAAACAGACACGUUGUUGUUUUAAAAAAUAAAAUAUCGUGAACGGGAGAAGAAAAAGAAUUAAAAUAAAUAAUUGAACUAACUUCUUUUGCAUUAUUUCCUUUAAACUUUGGACCUGCUGUAAUUACGCACAGCCAAAUCAGAUAUCAAAAUACAUGAUACAGAGGUAAUAUUCAAAUUAAGGACCCUCUCUUGAGGUUUACAAACAUUUCCAUUCCGAAUGUUCUUAAAGAUGAGUCACUUAAGAGGAGCAUUGAAGAUAUACAUAUUUAAUUCAAAGUCAACUAUAGCAGUGAAGGGCUACAAGAUUCCCAUGUGCACUAAAACAAAAAUGUAUCAAAAUAGAUCUGUUUACUAAUAUAUUGCAAUUUAUUGAUGUUUAUAUCAAGAUUCAAUGGUUACUGACUAUUUCAUUUACCUACUAUAAAUAAUGAAAUCUCUAUUGAUGGAAUUCAUUUUGCAUACAUUAGUUGUUAUGCCGGGAAAGCCUCUGGCAAGCUUUUUAGUUGUCAAGAGCGUUUUUUGUUCAAAAGGUAUGCAAACAAUUAGCAAACAGGUCUAUUGGUUAGUAAAUGGAGAAAUAUAUCAAGCGAGCGUUGUGCCGGGGCAGAGUAGUUAUGUGAAGGUACCUGUACUAACUUAAGAAAUAUAUUAUGCUACUUAAGAACGUUUGUAUUUAUCAUGUUACAUUUCUGUUUAUACUUUUCUUUAUGUGGAAAAUAUCGUUUGAAUUAUUUUUAGAUUUAUUGUAUAUUUUAUAUUUUGUGUUCCUUUUCAUUUGCUGAAAUUGGCUAUUGGUUUUGUACUUUGAUUUUUCUUUUGAUUUUUAAAUGUUACUUAUAUCGUUUCACCAGGCAUCUGGGAAAAUAUUUUUUUGCUCGUUUCCAAGAUUGUUUAUUUGUAGUGUAUUCAUUCAGUUUAAUUUCAGAGGGAAAAAAAGAUUGUAAAUUGUUUCUGAAUAUGUUUUGAUUAUGUUCUUAAGUUAUUUAUGUUGCGCGGAUGUAUUUUUUUUUCUUCAAUUUUAUAUCAUGUAAAGAUGACGUAAUGCCUUCGAGCAGAAAUGUGAAAUCCAGGGCGAUAAAGGUCAGCAUAGAACUCUACAUAUAGUUUUUUUUCCAUAUGAUCUUAAUUCUUCGUGUAUUAUUUCUAAACAUUCUACUUAGCAAAGUGUAACGUAGAUGCAUGAUGUUGUUAUCCUUUUUCACUUGAUUAUCGUUCAUAAUUAUUAUCGUUACUGUUGACAAUCAUGUAACCAUACCCCGGCUUUCUUUAACGAAUGAUCAAUUGAUUGAGAAUGGUGUAAACAAAAGGUUAAGUGGAAAACAAAAAUAAUUACUUCUGUAAAAUGCAACGUGUGUCACUGCAGUGAGGAGAUUAUAUUAAUUAAAACAAAAACAGGUGUUCUGUGAUACGAAA